CGCCCCGCCGUAGCGCGCCGCCCCGCGGGCGGUGAUGGGAAGUGUAGGCGGAAGAGGGCGCUGAGAACGGCGGGAGGGAGUUUUGAGGGGUCCCCGGGAUGAAGCCCCCCCCUGAGCCCAGUGCCAUGGAUGCCCUGCAUGAGGCCGGGAUCCACGCAGCCGUGGCCCUGCAGGCUGGGCCGCCCUGGCUGGAGCAGUUCUGGCUCUUCCUGACCUCCCACCUGGAUCCUGGUUCCAUCUACACCAUCUGCUUCCCUCUGGCCCGCGGGCUGGACGAGCACGUGUCCAUGAUGGUCCUCUGGAUCGCCCUCGUGGCCGAGUGGCUCAACGUGGUCCUCAAAUGGUUCCUGUUCGGGGAGCGCCCGUACUGGUGGAUCCACGAGUCGGGGCUCUCCAGCCGGGAGCAGCUCCCUCUGCACCAGUUCCCGGUCACCUGCGAGACGGGCCCGGGGAGCCCCUCGGGCCACUGCAUGAUCCUGGGGGCGGCCCUGUGGCCGAUUGUCACCACGCUGAGCACGGCGGUGUCCCGGUACACGCGGAGCCGGCUGCUCAGGCUGAUCCCGUUCCUUGCCUACAUCCUCCUGCUGGUGGCCAUGGGGCUCUCCCGGAUCUUCGUCCUGGCCCACUUCCCCCAUCAGGUGGUCACCGGCUCGCUGGCAGGGAUGGCUCUGGGCUGGGGGCUGCAGCGCUGGCCCCCCAACUUCUUCAAGUGCCGCUUCUUCCUGGUGACGGCCCUGGGGCUGCUCCUGGGCGCGCUGGCCCUGCACGGGCUGGCCACGGCCGCGGGGCUCGACCUGGACUGGUCGCUCCGUCGGGCCAGCGCCCGCUGCUCGGACCCGAGCUGGCUGCGGCCCGAGACGCGGCCCUGGGCCUCGCUGUGCCGGGUGAGCGGCAGCGCCCUGGGGCUGGCCCUGGCCGCCCGGCACCCCCUGAGCCGCCGCGCUGCCCGGGAGCUGCGGGGGCUGGAGCCGCCGCUGGGCAGCGCCGCGCUGGGGCUGCUGGCGCUGGACGUGCUGCACAAGCUGCCCAAGAGCGAGGACACCGCCCUCUGGUACCUCAACGUGGGUGCCCGCUACACCCUGGGGCCGGUGCUGGUGGGCUCGCUCCUGCCCCAGCUCAUCCUCACCCUGCGGCGGCUCCGGGCAGCCCCCUAAACCCGCCCCCCAUUGAGAGUAGGGGGCCCCGCUCCGCUCCCAGUUCAUGCCCGCCUGUCCCAGGGACCCCCAAAUUGAGGAGGGGGUGUCUGCUCUGCUCCCAGUUCAUUCUCACACUCCUUUUGCCCCAGGGACCCCCAAAUUGAGGAGGGGGUGUCUGCUCUGCUCCCGGUUCAUUCUCACACUCCUUUUGCUCCAGGGACCCCCAAACUGAGGAGGGGGUCUCAGUUCAGAGCCUGUCCCGGUUCAUCCUCACCUCCCCUUCCCCCCCAAAGUGGGUGGGGGGUUUCUGAGUUCCCGGUUCACUCUCACUCCUCUCCCCACCCAGUU
Messenger RNA from Poecile atricapillus (Black-capped chickadee), 1484 nucleotides. RefSeq names its product glucose-6-phosphatase catalytic subunit 3 (gene G6PC3). The transcript has 7 exons. Lineage: Eukaryota; Metazoa; Chordata; Aves; Passeriformes; Paridae. Gene Ontology annotation, molecular function: glucose-6-phosphatase activity. Gene Ontology annotation, biological process: glucose 6-phosphate metabolic process; gluconeogenesis. The record is from RefSeq and is a predicted model, not a curated record. Gene Ontology annotation, cellular component: membrane. Bases 99 to 1154 code for a protein of 351 amino acids.